AGUCAAGCUAGCUUAGCGUUAGCCAAGAGGCAGGGGGACAGCUGUGUCUGAGGCAUCUUCAAAAUGUCGGGUUACCAAGGAAAGAAGAACAUUCCACGAAUUACAAGUGACCGUCUCCUCAUCAAAGGAGCAAAGAUAGUCAACGAUGAUCAGUCGUUCCUGGCUGAUAUCUACAUGGAGGAUGGAGUCAUCAAGCAAAUAGGAGACAACCUCAUUGUUCCCGGGGGAGUUAAGAUCAUAGAGGCUCAUGGGAGAAUGGUGAUGCCUGGGGGUAUUGACGUGCACACCCGGUUCCAGAUGCCUGACCGAGGCAUGGUGGCAGCAGAUGACUUCUAUCAGGGCACCAGAGCGGCCCUGGCUGGGGGGACGACUAUGAUCAUCGACCACGUGGUGCCGGAGCCUGGCGUCAGCCUGGUUGCGGCUUUCAAACAGUGGAGGGAGUGGGCCGAUAGCAAGUCCUGCUGUGACUAUUCCCUGCAUGUGGACAUCACCGAGUGGAACAAAGGCACUCAAGAAGAGAUGGAGGCCCUAGCGAAGGAUCAUGGUGUCAACUCUUUCCUGGUCUAUUUGGCUUAUAAGGAUGUUUUCCAACUUUCUGACUCUCAGAUCUAUGAGGUGUUCAGUGUCAUCAGAGACCUUGGAGCCAUUGCACAGGUGCAUGCUGAGAAUGGCGACAUCAUUGCAGAGGAGCAGAGACGUAUUCUAGAGCUGGGGAUCACUGGCCCUGAAGGUCAUGUGCUCAGCCGCCCAGAGGAGGUGGAGGCCGAGGCAGUCAAUCGCUCUGUCACCAUAGCCAAUCAGACCAACUGCCCCCUCUACAUCACCAAGGUGAUGAGCAAGAGUGCUGCUGACGUCAUUGCUCUUGCCAGGAAAAAGGGCGCUGUGGUUUAUGGAGAGCCCAUAUCUGCCAGCUUGGGCACAGACGGUACCCAUUACUGGAGCAAGAACUGGGCCAAGGCUGCAGCCUAUGUCACUUCUCCACCGCUCAGUCCUGAUCCCACCACCCCUGACUACCUCAGCUCUCUGUUGUCAUGUGGGGACUUGCAGGUGACUGGCAGUGCUCACUGCACCUUCCAGACUUCUCAGCGUGCAAUAGGCAAAGAUGACUUCACCCUAAUCCCAGAGGGCACCAAUGGCACUGAGGAGAGGAUGUCUCUAAUCUGGGACAAAUGUGUGGUGACUGGCAAGAUGGAUGAGAACCAGUUUGUGGCAGUGACCAGCACAAACGCAGCCAAGAUCUUCAACCUGUUCCCCCGCAAGGGCCGCAUCGCUGUGGGGUCUGAUGCCGACCUCGUGUUGUGGGACCCAGAUGUCACCAAGAUCAUCUCAGCCAAGAGCCACAACCUGGCGGUGGAGUACAACAUCUUCGAGGGCACAGAAGUGCGUGGAGGUCCUGUGGUGGUGAUCAGCCAAGGCAAGAUAGUGCUGGAGGAGGGCAGCCUUCACACCAUGGAGGGCUGCGGGCGCUACAUCAGCCGUAAACCCUUCUCUGACCACGUGUACAAGAGGAUAAAGGCUCGCAGCAGGCUCACAGAGUUGCGAGGAGUCCCCAGGGGCCAGUACGAUGGCCCGGUGUGCGAGGUGACUGUGACUCCCAAGGUGAUGUCCUCCGUCUCCUCAGUGAAGACUUCCCCGGCCAAGCAGCAGCAGCAGCAACAGCAGGUUACUCACCAGCCAGUGCGCAACCUUCACCAGUCUGGCUUCAGUCUGUCUGGUGCCCAAAUCGAUGACAAUGUUCCUCGCCGCACCACUCAACGCAUCGUGGCUCCCCCCGGUGGAAAAGCCAACAUCACCAGCCUCGGCUAAGCUCUCCUCUCAACUGAGCCGUGGAUGCAGGGCAACGCGGGACCAGAGGCCACUCUUACCGCUGUCACAUCACAUCAGGUCACCUCUGACCCCCCCCUGCAUCCCACCCAAAAGCACUCCAUCCAUUCUUAUUCACACACUCCCACGAUGUCACCUCAUGCAAAAAAAAAGAAGGCACUAUUCCAUUUUGUUUCAUCUUUCCUGCCAUGUUCCAUCACCGAGGAAGGAACAAGUGAAUCGAAGCAGCUUUUUUUGCUGUUUUUAAGCCCAGUUUGGUUUUGAUGACAUUACUUUGUUUACAUUUUUUUGUAUAUUUUUUGCUGUACAUGUUCGAGCUGUUUAGUUGCCCUCCUGCCUCAGAAAGUAGUCCCAGGAAGCGGUCAGUUUCACGAGCGGGCAUUUUAGGAACGUCACGCGUUUACACUUUUUCUUCAUGCGCUGUUCAUUUCCCAGAUAUAAGUUAGAAUGUGCCGGUGGUCGUGUUCCAGAGCCACCUUCAGCUGAAAGUAAAGCUUCCAUUGUCCGUGUUUUGACACUGUUACACUGUAAGAUUGCUGUUUUAGUACAAAAAUGUUGUUUCAUUGCUGCCACAAGAAACUAAUCAUGAAAGAUUAGACUGUAGAAAACGGUUCCUGCAUCUCAUA
Molecule: messenger RNA, 2450 nt
Organism: Chelmon rostratus (copperband butterflyfish)
Lineage: Eukaryota; Metazoa; Chordata; Actinopteri; Chaetodontiformes; Chaetodontidae
Gene: dpysl2a
Product: dihydropyrimidinase like 2a
Exons: 14
Coding region: 64-1806 (580 amino acids)
Cellular component (GO): cytosol; cytoplasm
Molecular function (GO): hydrolase activity, acting on carbon-nitrogen (but not peptide) bonds, in cyclic amides
Source: RefSeq, a predicted model, not a curated record